Lobosporangium transversale is the source of this 690-nucleotide messenger RNA. Its product is annotated as Metallo-dependent phosphatase-like protein. Gene Ontology annotation, molecular function: hydrolase activity. The transcript is spliced from 3 exons. Gene Ontology annotation, biological process: GPI anchor biosynthetic process. The record is from RefSeq and is a predicted model, not a curated record. Gene Ontology annotation, cellular component: endoplasmic reticulum. The annotation marks the transcript as partial. Lineage: Eukaryota; Fungi; Mortierellomycota; Mortierellomycetes; Mortierellales; Mortierellaceae.
AUGCGACGUAGUUUCAAGCGGUUACAUGCCUCUUUACGGCCUGAUGCUGUCAUAUUCUUGGGUGAUUUACUAGAUGGGGGGCGAACGACUUUUGGAAAGACCUUUGAUAAAAACAAGGGUCGCUUCUUUGAACGCGUCUUUAUAACUCUUGUACGGUUGUAUGUGGCGGGGAAUCACGAUGUAGGCUUUGGCGACAAAUUGGUCCGACCUUCCAUGGUGCGCUAUAAACGGAUCUUUGGUUCUGUAAAUUAUGAGAUCAAGAUCGGGAAUCACUCGCUAGUCGUACUAGAUACCUUGGCACUGAGUUCCGAGCUCCCAGACAUCCGACAAGAGUCUCAACAAUUUUUGUCACAGCUGAUGAAUGAAACCCCUACACUUCCAAGGAUCUUAUUUACCCAUAUCCCUUUAUAUCGUAUCGAGACAACUCCCUGUGGAGCUGCUCGGGAGACGAAACAGCUGAUUUUAGACCGAAUGGGAGAACAAUACCAGAACAUGAUCCAUGCACCUCUCACACAAGAGAUCUUGCAAGGCAUCCAACCAGACAUGGUUUUCAGUGGUGACGACCAUGACUGGUGCGAAGUAGCUCAUGCUUACAAGAACAGUAAUGUCAAGAGCAGAGGCAAUAGCAACAAGCACUAUAGCUACACACCCGAGGUUACACUUCCAACGUUUAGUUUUGCACAGGGCAUU